This is a messenger RNA of Menidia menidia (Atlantic silverside), 3522 nucleotides long. Lineage: Eukaryota; Metazoa; Chordata; Actinopteri; Atheriniformes; Atherinopsidae. The record is from the annotation of a GenBank genome assembly.
CCGACACGGACCUCAGCUCAGUCACAAUUGCAUCAGGAGGACAGAAGACAACAGGUGUCAGCUCAUCCAUGUGCUUCUGAAUUACAGGGAUUUUUAGUUGACUUGUUGCAUGCCGAAUAACUACAUUCAGAAGGAAAAAACUGGGGCAAAGAGCUAAAACCAAAGUGUUAAAGGAUUGGUAACCUGCUGCCGGGUGAAGAUGAUGAACCAGUCAACUCCCAUCAUGAGAUUAGCCUUUCUUCUACUGCUGCUGGUGUACAGCACAGAUGGAAAAAUGGAUAUCGUUAUGAAAAGCCCAGAUGUUCAAGUUGGAGCAGAACUGUUGCUGCUUUGUAAAGCCGGCGGAGAGGGAGAUAUUACAUGGCAGAAGGAUGGAGAGGAAAUUGAUGAUGAAGACAUUGUGGUAAAGGUAGAUGAGUCUACUUCUAAAAUCAGCAAGAAGGCUACAAUACAAGACGCCGGCAGAUAUAGCUGCCACUGUGACUUUGACAGCGGACACCAAGAUUCCAUUUCGAAAAAAGUGUAUGUUUAUGACGGUCCAUCAUUUGGUAGCACCAAAGUCCACCAUGAAUUUUUGGAGGGCACAGAUGUUAAGGUGCCCUGCCUGGUGACGGGGCAACCAGAAGUGGAUGUUUACUGGCUUAGAAAUGAGCAACCAAUCUCUUCUAACGAUGGAAGGCGUGUGCGGAAGAUGUCCGAUAACACGCUUUUUAUUGGGAAGGUGGAAAGAGGCGAUGCGGGCACAUACAUGUGUCAGGCUCAGAUCAGAGGGAGGCCCAUCAACAAGGAGCUCCCCGUCUCUGUUAUGGUGAAUGCCCCUCCCACUGUGCACCUGAAAGAAGAGGAGAAAAAAGUGAUUGCCGGGCCUGAAACCAAUGUUUCUCUGUACUGUUUGGCGGAUGGUUUGCCAAAACCCUACAUAAACUGGACCUUGCCAGUGGCAUUUGACCCCUCACAUCACCACUUCAACUCAGACCGCAGCCAGCUGACCAUACAGUCUGUGGUCAGGGCUGACUACGGGGAGUAUGUGUGCACCGCCACCAAUAAGAUUUCUGAGAACAGCGCCACCAUCAUGCUUCAUGUCUUUGAGGCACCAGGGGUGUUUGUGUCAGUGGAUAAGGUCAAUGUGUCAGGGGGUGAGGGAGUAUCUGUGUCCUGCAAUGUUUCUGGCCACCCUCAGCCCGAACUGCACUGGCUCAACAAGCAAAAUGGGCAGACGCUGGAUGCAACAUCUGGUCGCGUGCGUGUGAUUGAUGGCGUAUUGGCGAUCGAUGAGGUGGUGCCCUCUGAUGGUGGACUGUACUCCUGCGUGGCUGUCAGCCCUUCAGGAAAUGCAUCAAGAGAUUCUGCGAUUUAUACUGUUCCCGGGCCCCCGCACUACCUGUCGGCCUCGCCUGGUCCAGCUUCUGUAUUCUUCUCUCUCAAAACUCUUCCCAUCAGUGGUGGAACACCAAUCACAAGUUUUGUACUGCAGUGGAAGCAAGAUACAGCAGAACAGUGGGAGCACGUUAUCAUCCCACUUUCAGGCGCCCUGGCUGUCACCAAGCUAAAGCCAUACACGCUGUACCAGGUCCGUCUGGCGGCCAUGAACAUGGUGGGACAGGGACAUUUCUCAGUUACAGAGAGCGUCCGCACCAAUGGAAUCCGUGAACCGGACAGCCCAGUUGUGUCCACUGAUGAGAUGAAGAUAGAGGGCAACUCCUUUUCUGUUCCUCUCAAACAGAAGGAUGAGGGGGGAUCUCCUCUGCAGCACUUCAGUGUGCGAUACAGACAGGAUAAAGAAGGGAGCGAGUGGACAGAAAUGCAGCUGCAAUCUGAUGCUGACUCCAUUACCCUACAAGACCUCACCUUUGGCUCAGGCUAUGAACUGGAAAUCACUGCAGUCAACACCAACGGAUCCUCUGUACCUGCCACAUUCAACUUCACAAUCGCUGAAAAGCCUGUGAGCGGCACCAGCAUGACCAAAGGCAGUGUGGUUGGAAUCGUCAUGUUGAUCUUCCUCGUGAUAUUCCUGGUGGUGGACGCUACCUGCUGCUACAGAAAUCGCUGCGGCCUUCUCAAUGCCAUUGCAGUGAAAGUGUUCGGGAAAAAUGUCCCAGGCCUUAAAAUGGUCGAAGAUGGAGAGGGAACCACUAAAGGAGAGGUCAAGCUGAAGGGGAUAGCCACUCCAAGAGGCAGUAUUCAGCAGGCUCAGACACUGAGCAAAGAAGGACAGCUCACCGAGGUCACCUGUGACAAAGCUCCCCUGACCAAGCAUGAGAAAACACACAUUCCCACUCACGAUGCAUGAAUUCAGAAGGAGAGGAGAUGGAGUAUAAACUAGUGACAAUGUACUUCACAGUGAGUGAGAGAAGAAGUCCAACAAGUCCCAGCUGCUGUGGGAAAGGUCCAAAUACUGACACACUGUAGCAAGCUGACAGAUUGAAAGUGUGAUAAAAGUGGACUGAUCCAGCCCUUUGUACUGUUAAAAGUGAGGAUGACCUCAGCCUGCAGCCUGUGUAGCUCCAGUCUUCUUCCCCCCCCCCAAUUUUCUCUAAUGAUCUUUUACAGGGUAAUAUUGAUGUGUGUAUUUUAUUUUACUAUGUAAUCUUCAAAAUACCUGGUGUGACAACUGAAAAAAAACAUUUUAAAAACUCACCAGAUGUUUACCUUUCGCUUUCCAGCCUUACUCUGAAAGUAUUAUUAUUUUGUUGUUACUAAUUUUGUAUUACCACCAUAUUGUGGCAGCUCACAGUUUUGUCAGUGACUUAGCACCUGAUUUACUGUAGAACAAUUCAUUUUUAAUAUAAAAGAAUAUGUGAUGAUAUUUAUUGCUUUUAAUGUAAACAGGAUAACCACAUGAGUCGUUGAUGGUGAAUUUGUCUCUUAGCUAAUGCUCUCUGUGACUUGGUCUGAUGUUCUGCACUUUUUUGUGAAACUAUUUUGAAUGGUUCCCAGGUGUAAGUUAUUUUGCAUUUAUACUCCAUUCAUCACAAGCAGUAGAUUUUAAUAUUGAUUGGCUAAUGCUUAAUUCUCCUGCAGCUUUUCUGUUUUAAAAAAAUACAUUAUUGUAAAUUAAUGACUACUGACAAUGCUGUAAUACUUUAACACUGUACAUUGUGUAUACACAAGUUUGUUUUUGAAAUACCCUCAAGCUUCAUGUCUUCUUCCACUCACCAAACAAAUGUUUUCAGUGCCAACUCUUUAAAAAAAAAAGUACAAUUAUUAAUACUGAUUGCAAGAAUAAAGGUGCCAGUGAAUUAUUCCUAAUAAUUAUAGCUUGUACUUCUUUUAAAAAGACUUUAAUAUUUGUCUUUAAAUUAAAGCCACAACAGGAUUUCUAAACAUAAUUUGACCAUCUAUUUUGCUCCCUGGCUCCCCUGAUUAAUGUGGGAUGUAUAUCUACUGUCAUGAAGCAAUCUCCAUAUGCACUAUGCAUAUGUACAGCGAGUGAAUGCAUCAUUGUGUCUUGCUGAGGGCACAAAGAAGCAAGAAAAAUAUACCAAAAAACUGUAAAGCGGGCCUGGAAACUGGUCAUUAACC